UUGACCCAAGAAAGAGUGCCGGGCAAGCAACUGAGUGGGCUGGACCCAACCCAAUUGAUCUGUCCAAUUAAAUCUUGGUAGGUUAAUGGACCCGAAGAAGGCUUGAAUUCGAACGUUUUCCAAGGUGCAUGGAAUGGCCUAUAAGAAACUUCGGGCCUGGCCUGGCCCAUGCAAGAGUGCCUGCUCUGUUCCAAUACAAAGGAGUGUAGGAAUGUUUAGACUUUCACGUACCCAAAAAAGUGAAGGUAUGCUUCAAAUGAUUAGAUUUAAAAGUCUCAAAAUCUAUUACGCGGAUAUUGAAUUCAGAUACAAAAGCAUAAAAGAUUUCCAUCAUAAAACUGUUCAUGUCGAGAAAAUAUAUACCAAUCAUUUAAAAGUAUGCGCCGAAUCAAAGGCAAUUGCAGUAGGACAAGCUCUCCAUUCCUGCAUUAUAAAACUCUUAGCAGAGCCGCAGACUACUCUCGUCAACAGUUUGGCUAACAUGUACUUCAAAUGUGGGUGUAUCUCACUCGCUGAACAGGUGUUUGAUGAAAUGCCCCGGCGAGAUGUUGUGUCAUGGAACACCAUGAUAAAUGGCUAUCUUUCAGCUCGGUAUGCUUGGGAUGCCUUCAUAUGCUUUAAAAUGAUGUUAGGUUUUGGUUUUGUGCCUGACCAGUUUAGUCUAAAUGGUGUGCUCAAAGUUUGUGUUAUGAAUGGUGAUCUUGGUGGAGGGGUACAAGUUCAUGGACUCAUUGUCAAGCUUGGUGUAUGUGACAAUGCCUUCGUUACUAAUGGGCUUGUUGAACUAUAUGAAGAAUUUGAUUGCUAUGACGAGUCAGUGAAUGCAUUUGAUGCACUGGUCUGUAAGGACGUUGCAGUGGUUAACUCCAUAAUAAAGAUAUAUGGGAAAAUGGGUAAAAUAGAGGAAGCUUUCAUGAAUUUGCGGUUGCUACUGUCUGGUUUGAGUAGACCCACGAGAGCUACUUUUGUUAACCUGUUGAGUGCAAUAAGUGGAUAUGAGAGUCUGAAAGAAGGAUUGCUGGUUCAUGGGUUGAUAACUAAGCUUGGGUUGGAAGGUCAUGGUGUCGUGGAGAACUCACUUGUUGGGAUGUAUUGUAGUUGUGGUGCCAUGGAUGAAGCUUUUGAUAUGCUUCUUUAUAAGGGUAGCAAGAAUGUAAUGUCAUGGACCACUUUAAUAUCCCAGUUCAGCAUGCAUGGAUGCUUUCAAGAAGCCAUGGACGUUUUUCAGUGGCUGUACCACGAUAAAGUUAUAGCAUUAGAUGAAGUCAUGCUAGUAUGCGUUCUUAGUGCAUCGGCUGCAUCUAAAUGCGUAUGCUUGGGUACUCAGAUGCAUGCCAUAAUUGUCAAAAUUGGAAUUCAGCUACAUAAAGGUGUUGGGGUUGCUUUAAUGGACAUGUAUUCAAAGUGUUUGUGCUUAGAAGAUAUGCAAAAGAUCUUUCAACAGGUUGGUCAGAAUUGUGAUUUAUUAGUCUGGACAACGUUUAUUUCAGGUAGUGUUCAGAAUGGGUUACCCAUGGAAGCUUUAAAGUAUUUUUCCCAAAUGCUAAAUGAAGGCAUAAGACCAGAUGCAGUUGCCUGCAUCAGUGUUCUUACAGGAUGCAUUGGCCUGCAGGCUACUGAACAUGGAGAAAUGAUACAUGCUUAUGUUAUCAAGUCUGGAAAUGGAUCUAAAAGUUAUGUUCAGACCGCUUUGACAUCCUUCUAUGCCAACUGUGGGUGCUUUGACAGUGCCGAAAAGCUUCUUGAUAGGAGAGCGGAAUAUGAUGUUGUUUCAUUAACUACACUGUUAUCAGGGUAUGCAAAAUUUGGAUGCAGUACAGAAGCUUUCUUUUGGUUUAGAAAAAUGCUAAGCGAAGGCAUUUCACCUAACAACUUCACUCUUGCAAGUACACUAAAUGCUUCUGCCAAAUCAACAGCUAUUUCAAUUGGAAGGUCACUACACAGCCUAAUUAUAAAAUUAAGACUGGAAGAUGAUAACUUUGUUGCUAGCAGUCUAAUUGACAUGUACUCUAAGUGUGGGGCCAUAGAAGAUGCUGUUUAUUAUUUCAGCAGCACGCAAAAUCAAGAUAUUGUGGUAUGGAAUAGUCUGCUUUCAGGUCAUGCCCAUCAUGGGAAUGUUGAAGAAGUUUUGAAGACCUUUGAUGAGAUGCAAAUUUGUGGGAUAAAGCCUGACAGGAUCACAUUCCUUUCAAUCCUUUCAGGCUGUAGCCACGGAGCUCUUACAGACCGGGUGAUGGAAUUUUUCUACAUGAUGCGUAAUGUUUAUGGAAUCAGUCCCAUGGUGGAACAUUAUGUCUGUGUUAUAGAUUCUCUUGGGCGUGCUGGAUUGUUUAGGAAGGCAGUCAAGUUUAUAGAGGCAUUGAAUUGUAAUCCCUGCAUGCUAAUGUUAAGGUCAUUGCUCAGUUCCUGCAUCAUUUACAGAUGCAGUCGACUUGGCUUGGCUGUUGUAGCAAAAAUGAUAGUGCUGGGUGGAGAUGAAGUUGCAACUUAUGCAUUGUUUUCAAAGUUAUGUGCUACUGAUGAGAGAUGGGGCGAUACAAUAAAGGUGAGGGAGAUAAUGAAGAAGAAAGUAGGGCAACCAAAGAAGGUUGGCACCAGUUGGAUUGAGAGCACAAGUGUGCCAUCUUAAUUCUAUGGCUGCACUCCUGAAAUGAAAAAUGAUAUCUUCAAAAGGAGGCUUUGAGACAUGAUUUAUUUCCCUGGCAUCUGAGAUUAUAUGAUAUGUAGCAUCUGCAUAAAAGGAGAUGGAUUAAUGUGGUAGCCUGCUUAUUGCCUACUAUUUGGCCCGUAAGAUUUUAUUUCCAGUAAUUUGCUGGAUAAUAUUGAUAAAGGUGAUCUAUGAAUGUCUGACCGUCUUGUUCUGCUAAAGCAUAGGGGUUACGGUCUUUCUUAUGAGAUUAUAGAGAACCAUGUUAUGAGGGCUGUCACUGGCUCAACAAUAUGAUCGCUAGAGUUCCCUUGCUGAUUGAAAUAUCCUGAUUUUGACCCUCCCACUGGUCAAUCUUGAGCCGGAGCUCUUUGCAGCAAGACUUGGUUGGCAUGCAACAAGCGGUCACAUGGAUAGGUGGGUGUCCUAGCAUGGCAAAAUUUCGAAAGUUGGAUAAAGAAAGAAUGGUGAUGUGGGUUUUUUGGGCACGAUCUUGGACAAGGCUUGAAUGCUGCAGCAUUAAUUCUGGGAAGAAUCUUCUUAUUCCCCGUGGACAAAUCCAUCACCAUUUUUUAUACAGAUAUUAUACAGCCUGUGAUGGCCCAUACUUUCAUUAACUAAGCAAUCUAUAAACCGUAUAUUUUUCUGCAUGCAUAGUAUGAGGAAGAAAAAAAGAAUAGAAAAAUGGUUAAAUGGUCGAUUAGAAUUGGAUGAACUGUCAUAUUUUGUCAUAUCUGGAAUUACGUCCGUUAAUCAACUUGGAGUACUAGCACCAGAUAUAUCAAUCAAUUAAUUAGUUAGGUCGAGCAUCCGUGAAUUCAGGUUGCUUGCAUUAUUGAGACGUGGGCUUAAUACGGACAACUUUCAACGUAAGCAUGAUACAAAAACCUUGACUACUAUCAUGUGAAUGGUACCGUUAAAGGCCAAACAUUGACCACUUUUUGUGCAUAAUUGAAUUUGAAUAGGCUCAGGAAAAAAAGGGGCAAUGCAGUAGGUUGGAAUUUAGUUCCUUUUCUUAAGAUGGUGAACGACCAUCCUAUAUUUUAUAUCUAUCAAUAAGAUGGUGACCAUGACAUGCAUCCUCGGUUGACAGUUGUGAUGAAGUCUGGUGGUUGGAACUUUCUACGUGCAUGGAAAAUCCUUCGCACGUUAGCAAUGGGAAAGAAACAAGUGGCCGUGAUUGGGAUUUCAUGAGCCUUCACAGUCACACAUAUCCAAUUUAUUACUCAAAUCGCAUGGCGAAAGGAGCACCAAGAAACAACGAGGAUAUUUGCUAGAGCUGUGGCUAUCGAUAUAUUCUUAGGAUUUUUCUUUUGAAAAGAUAAUGUCCAUUAUAUAUAAGAAAAGCUGAUUUCCAAUCGACCAUUACUUAACUCUCUUUAUUUUAUUUUCUUUUCUUUUCCUUUUCAUCGCAACGCACAUAGAAUUCCCUUGUGCAAGUGAUCACCUUUCUUAAAGAAAUCAUGGGAAGUCGAACGAAGACAAAGUAAUAACUUGAGUCUUUCUUCAAGAAAUCGUGUAUUGUCAUAUGAAGACAAAAGAUCAAGAGUUUUAGCUGACCUGUUAGUGCUUGAUUUCAAUGAGGUAAAGAUUUCUUGGUCAAGGUUAUAAAAAUAUCUACUUAAAGUGUGCUUGGCGUCUCAAUCGACAUUAAAAACAUCAUUAUGUGAAUAUGAAGUGUCCAAAAAGAAAAAGAAAAAAAAAAUCCACGAAAUAAUGUCAUUUAUUUUUCUUAGACAUCCAUUUUUACUAUGUAAACACUGUUGGGAAUGUCUUCGAUACGCCAUUCUCAAUUCGACUGUCUGAUAUAGCUAUUUUAAUUUAAUUCACUCACUGAUUAGGGAAAAGAAAGUUACCUUAAUGUCUCUUAAAUGCUACCAGUCAAUAAAUUUUGCAUGUCGAUACUAGUUGCCUU
Carya illinoinensis is the source of this 4562-nucleotide messenger RNA. RefSeq names its product pentatricopeptide repeat-containing protein At2g33680-like. Lineage: Eukaryota; Viridiplantae; Streptophyta; Magnoliopsida; Fagales; Juglandaceae. Gene Ontology annotation, biological process: RNA modification. The record is from RefSeq and is a predicted model, not a curated record. The transcript is spliced from 3 exons. Gene Ontology annotation, molecular function: protein binding; RNA binding. Bases 134 to 2629 code for a protein of 831 amino acids. Gene Ontology annotation, cellular component: intracellular membrane-bounded organelle.